AUGUCCAGCGUGAUAGAGAACAAGUCGUCUGCGGCUUUGGAUAACUCACCACAAAAUCCGAUCCUCAUUGAGGACGAGGAGGAUAUUGAAGAGACACAAGGACAGGAACGAGAUUUAAACGGAGACGUGAAAAGGACACGAAAAAUCGCACUUCAAAAAGCUGUACGGAAACUUUUGGUGGGGAUCUUGGAAGAUCUAACAAGCGGUUCAGACAGUGAUUACACGAAAUAUUGGAUAGAUUGGUUCUUAUCGUCAAAGGGUAACGAGUACUUUUGUGAGGUGGACGAGGAGUACAUAAUUGAUAGGUUCAAUUUGACCGGCUUGAAUUCUGAGGUGCAGCAUUAUGUUCAGGCAUUGGACUUGAUCACGGAUUCUUUGGAGGAAGAAUUGGAUGAUGAUAUGCGUGAACAAGUGGAAAAAUCGGCACGUCACUUGUACGGAUUGAUACAUGCACGAUUUAUUAUUACUACUAGAGGUUUAUCGAAAAUGCUCGAAAAAUACAAAAAAGCCGAUUUCGGCAGAUGUCCACGUGUCCUCUGUUACAAUCAACCCCUCCUCCCUGUUGGUCUCUCCGACCAACCAUAUACCAAAUCCGUAAAACUCUACUGUCCACGCUGCGAAGACAUCUACAACCCGAAAUCGACACGACACUCUAGCAUCGACGGCGCGUACUAUGGCUCCACGUUUCCGCAUAUGUUGUUUCAAGUGUACCCGCAUUUAUUGCCUCCCAAAAAUUCUGAAAGAUAUGUACCGAAAAUCUUCGGAUUCAAAAUUCAUGAGAUUGCAAAGCAGCACAGAUGGCAGGAUCAGCAACGGGAAGAACAACAAAGGAGGAUUUUCGAUUGA
Messenger RNA from Ambispora gerdemannii, 846 nucleotides. The record is from the annotation of a GenBank genome assembly. NCBI's taxonomy places the organism in Eukaryota, Fungi, Glomeromycota, Glomeromycetes, Archaeosporales, Ambisporaceae.